This is a messenger RNA of Cannabis sativa, 1065 nucleotides long. RefSeq names its product dehydration-responsive element-binding protein 1B-like. Gene Ontology annotation, molecular function: DNA-binding transcription factor activity; DNA binding. The transcript has a single exon. Gene Ontology annotation, biological process: regulation of DNA-templated transcription. Lineage: Eukaryota; Viridiplantae; Streptophyta; Magnoliopsida; Rosales; Cannabaceae. The record is from RefSeq and is a predicted model, not a curated record. The coding region runs from base 196 to 816 and encodes 206 amino acids.
ACAUAUAUAUCAUCAUCUGAUUUGAUUGUUUAUUAUUGCAUUCACAUCUAUGAUCUAUAUAUACAUACUUACACUAUUAUAUAAACACAACACCAACAAAAUCAUUUUUAAUUUUUUAUAUACAGUUAUCACUAUCACUUAAAGAAGAAAAACUAACUAAAGAAAAGAGAGUUACUACUCAGUCUUGACCAUUUCAUGGAUAAUACUUUCGACUCUACAACUUCAAAUGUUUGGUCCAUGUCACUUAUGAACUCCUCCGAUGAAGAGCCGGCUCUUCUCUUGGCUUCGAGUAAUCCCAAGAAGCGAGCUGGUCGGAAGAUGUUUAAGGAGACACGUCAUCCUGUGUACCGUGGCGUAAGGAGGAGGAAUAAUUCAGGUAAGUGGGUGUCCGAGAUUAGGGAGCCUAACAAGAAGACUAGGAUUUGGCUAGGCACAUUUCCCAAUGCUGACAUGGCGGCGCGUGCACAUGACGUAGCAGCCAUUGCUUUGAGGGGUCGCUCUGCUUGUCUUAACUUUGCUGACUCGGCUUGGAAGCUUCCGUCUCCCGCUUCUUUGGACCCCAAGGAUAUUCAGAAGGCAGCCGCCGAGGCCGCCGAGGCUUUCGGUCCACAGAAGAGCACGGCGGAGACGAAGUCCGAGACGGUAUCGGAGAAUGUGUUUUGUAUAGAAGAUGAGGUGUUUGGGAUGCCGGGGUUGCUGACAAGUAUGGCGGAGGCGAUGCUAUUGCCUCCACCGCAAUGCAUGGAUCAAUGGUAUUAUAGUAGCGAUGACGUGGACGUUUGUGCUGACGUGUCACUGUGGAGCUAUUCAACUUAGUCAGUGUAGUGUUUUUUUUGUGUUAUGAUGUAUAAAGAAAGAUAUGUGUUGACUCUGAUUUGAUAGUUGUAUUAGAGCUGUGCUAGUCAGUCGGAAUGUGUUGCGUUAGUCACCUGUUACAAAAUUGGACUGGGAAGGAAAUUUUUGUACCGUACUAGUAUUUUUUUUUUUGUUGAUAGCAUCAUUGCUAUGGGCCUAUAAUUAUUUGUUUUUGAAUGAAUGAUAAUUAUUAGGGAAAUUUACUUGGUA